Messenger RNA from Pseudonaja textilis, 947 nucleotides. The record is from RefSeq and is a predicted model, not a curated record. NCBI's taxonomy places the organism in Eukaryota, Metazoa, Chordata, Lepidosauria, Squamata, Elapidae.
UCACCCCUGCUCAGGAUGGAAAUGACAUCGGUGAGGCUGCUGGUCUGGUCCUUCCUCCUUUUGAUCCUGAGCGGUCUCACCUGGGCUGCAGAUCCCCCAAACUACUGCUACGGAGCCCCGGGUCUGCCCGGAGUCCCAGGACCACCGGGGAAAGAUGGGCGCGAUGGACACCGAGGGCCCAAAGGAGAACCAGGUCCUCCGGCCGUCCCUGGAAGCCACGGACCCAAGGGAGAGCCAGGCUCCCCGGGGCUUCCUGGUUUGCCCGGGAAAAGCGGCCCCCGAGGAGCCCCCGGAAGCCUUGGAGACAUCGGCCCCAAAGGCGAACGAGGGGAAUCCGGAGACGCCGGCGGCCACAAGCUCAUGUACCAAUCCGCCUUCACCGUCAAGCGCCAGACCCACGAGCACCCGGUGAAGAAUGCGCCGGUCGUCUUCCAUGGCAACGUGACCAACACCUACCACGAUUACGACACCUCGACGGGCAAAUUCACCUGCCGCAUCCCGGGCGUCUACUACUUCGUCUUCCACACGUCCUUGACGGCCAACCUGUGCGUCAACCUCUUCCGUAACCGGGAGCGGGUGGCCAGCUUCUGCGACCACCUCUCCAACCCCAAACAAGUCAGCUCCGGUGGGGUCCUACUCCAACUGGAAGUCGGCCACCAGGUCUGGUUGGCGGUCAACGAUUACAAUGGGAUGGUGGGUGUGGCCGGCGCCGACAGCGUCUUCUCGGGCUUCCUAUUGUUUCCCGAUUAGCUUCUCCUCCAGAAAGAGCCCAGUCGGCUCCGGAGCCUGCCUGAAAUUUGACCUUUUUUCUGGGAUUCCCCCGUAGCUUUUCUUCUAUCCUUCGAGGUUUUCUCCUGCCUUCCCCACUGAUUGAAAAUAAAAUAAAAUAAAAUAAAGAGUUUGUCAUGGCAAUUGAAAUAAAUAAAUAAUGAUGAUAAUAAUAAUAA